Messenger RNA from Sturnus vulgaris (Common starling), 1804 nucleotides. Lineage: Eukaryota; Metazoa; Chordata; Aves; Passeriformes; Sturnidae. The record is from RefSeq and is a predicted model, not a curated record.
UGGCAGAAGCGGCGCCCAUGGCGGAGCAGCGCGUUUCGCGCUGGUACUUCGGCGGCCUCGCGUCGUCCGGGGCCGCCUGCUGCACCCACCCCUUGGAUCUGCUGAAGGUCCACCUGCAGACACAGCAGGAGGUGAAGAUGAGGAUGAUGGGGAUGGCGAUGCACGUGAUCCGCACCGACGGCUUCCUGGCUCUCUACAACGGGCUCAGCGCCUCACUGUGCCGGCAGAUGACAUAUUCCUUGACCCGCUUUGGCAUCUAUGAGAGCGCGAAGAAACACCUGGGCCAGGGAGGCCAGGGGCCUCCCCCCUUCUACCAGAAAGUGCUCUUGGGUGCAACAGGAGGUUUAGUUGGCGGGUUUGUGGGGACCCCGGCGGACAUGGUGAACGUCAGGAUGCAGAACGACAUGAAGCAGCCGCCGUCUCAGCGGCGCAAUUAUGCCCAUGCCCUGGAUGGCAUGUACCGUGUCCUCCGGGAAGAGGGCGUGAAGAAACUCUUCUCAGGAGCAUCGGUGGCAUCAUCCCGUGGGGCCCUUGUUACUGUUGGGCAGCUUUCCUGUUAUGACCAGGCCAAGCAGCUGGUUCUCGCAACUGGAUUGCUGUCAGACAAUGUCUUUGCUCAUUUCCUGUCCAGCUUUGUCGCUGGCAUAUGUGCCACAUUCCUGUGCCAGCCCCUGGAUGUGCUCAAGACCCGCCUCAUGAACUCCCACGGAGAGUACCAGGGUGUCGUCCACUGUGCCAUGGAAACUGCCAAGCUCGGCCCGCUUGCCUUUUACAAGGGCUUCGUUCCUGCUGCUGUCCGGCUCGUUCCUCAGACUGUUCUCACCUUCCUCUUCCUGGAGCAGCUGCGCAAAUAUUUCGGGAUCAAAGUGACCAGCUGAGUCCAAUGGACUGGACCCUGCCUUGCCCCAGGGGGGUGAGCGUGUGGGUCACCUCCAAGAUCCCAGAACCCCUCUCUGCUCUUUGGGGCCAGUACCAUUCCCCCUCUUCUCAACUCUACUCCUGUGCCUUGCCAGCACCUGUGGCCAACCCCUCUUUUGCAAACUCACUUCUUACCCCCAUUCUCAGCAUCUCCACCUCUUCAUUACUGCUUCUGGGUUUCUUUUGUGGGGGGGAUUUCUAUCUUCCCACUUCUCUACUGGCACUGAGUUCUGUCCUUGCCCCCCCUCAGCCUUGUCCCUGAUGUGCUCCAGAAGCAGGACUGUGCUGUCUCAGGGAGUAGGGAGAUCAGAUGCCUGGCUCUGUACCUCAUCACAGAGCCCAUGGGGCUGGGGGUGCUGCUGACCCUGCAGCUGUGGGACUGGGGCUUGGGGCAGUGUGUGUGAGACCCUGUCCUCACUCUGCCUUUAGCUCCUGUGCUCCUCCCUAACCCCAGCACAGCUUGGACCUCCUGCCCUGCUCCUGGCCUCCCACUCUCAGCUUCUGCUUGGCCAAAACUCCUCAGCACCGCUGGCUGCUGGGCUCUUCAGGGAUUGUGCCUCAUACCAAUGAUGGUGGGGAACAUGGCCUUGCUCUGGCAGGGCCUGGUAAUGCCUGCUUGGGGACCCAGUACUCGCUUACCACAGUGCACCUACUCCACACUGGAUCCGGCCUCUGUGGGGGCAUCCUCCACCACCACUCUGCAGCCUCACUCACCUUGGGGCUGGGCAGACCCCCACCCCUCACAGCCCCUCACCCCACACUGCCCAGUGUGUGGGGGCUGUGAGCACCAGCCCCUCCACUAUGUGCACCUGUGUGUGCUGACCCCAAGGAAUCUAAGAACUGGAAUAUCUGAGACCUUGAUGUAUAAUAAAGAGUGAAGGUGGCA